CGAGUGUGAACACAAAUGUCGUAUGUCAGCGUCUUUGUUUUUGACUGCCCAAUGUGUUGUUAGGGUAUUAUUACUUUCAGUUUGAUAUUGUCUGCGAUGAUUGGGUAAGCUGGUCAUUAACAAUGGUCACAUGAAAAGCUUGUGACUCUUUGGCUGUUUUGUUUUAUACCUUGUUCCGGACGGAUCUUACGAAGCUAAGACGCCUGAAGUAUGAGAUUCAAAAUUGUUCCUAUGUUCCUGUCACUGUGCACAUGUUUGUUGACAUUUGUACUCCAGGUUGGCGGUCGUCCAUUGCACAUUCUGUUGGUAGUUGUGGAUGAUUUUGGAUGGAGUGAUGUGGGAUUUCAUGGCUCAAAAAUCAACACCCCAAACAUGGACAAGCUGGCGGCGGAAGGAGUCAUUCUGGAUAAUUACUAUGUACAACCGAUUUGUUCUCCAACGAGAAGUGCCCUUCUCUCGGGCAGAUAUCCAAUACACACAGGUUUACAACAUGGAGUAAUACGUCCUGAUGAGCCCUAUGGACUGCCACUUGACUUCACAACCUUACAACAGGCACUCAAGAAAGCAGGGUAUGCAACACAUAUGGUUGGAAAGUGGCAUCUUGGUUUUUAUGAAUGGCCUUACACCCCAACGUAUCGUGGCUUUGAUUCAUUUUAUGGCUUUUACACAGGAGCUGAAGAUCACUUUAAUCAUGAAAGGAAUGGUAUUCUUGAUCUGCAUGAAAACAAAGAGCCAGUUCAAGAUAAAGGAGGAUUUUAUUCAGCCAGGCUUUAUGCUAAGCAAGCACAGAGUGUCAUCUUAUCCCACAAUGCCUCAACUUCUCCCCUGUUUCUGUAUUUACCAUUUCAAAAUGUGCACGGACCAACACAAGCUCCUGAGGAAUAUGUUGACAAGUACCGAUUCAUUGAAGACAAAACACGACGGGAUUAUGCAGCAAUGGUUGACAUAGUAGAUGAAGCGAUAGGAAAUGUAACUCAAGCUAUGCAGCGAGCUGGUCUAUGGGAAGACACCUUAAUGAUUGUCACUACUGAUAAUGGUGGUAUUCCCCAUGCUGGAGGAUAUAACUGGCCCCUCCGUGGACACAAAGGCAGCCUUUGGGAGGGAGGACUCAGAGGGGUGGGCUUUGUGCACGGAAAAAUGCUGCAGAACACUGGAGUCAAGUGUAAAGAACUACUUCAUGUAACAGACUGGUACCCAACUCUCCUCUACCUCACCGGGAUUACAGAGAAAGACUCUUCUGUUCCUCCACUGGAUGGUUUCAACAUAUGGCACACCAUAUCUGAAGGUGCUCCUUCGCCAAGAACAGAGAUUCUGCACAACAUUGAUUUAGCACCAAGCUCUGGUGUGGACAAUGAAUUAACUGACAAUUAUGAGGGGAUUGCAAUUCGUGUUGAUGACAUGAAGCUCUUGAUGAGUGUGCCCAAUUUGACGUGGUAUAAGCCUCCAGAAUUAUCUCCUGAAUACCAGUGGUUGGAUCAGAAUCUGAGUGUUGAUUCCACAAUAAAAGUUGUGCUUUUUAACAUUACCGCUGACCCAACUGAGCACGUUGACCUCAGUGCGAAGCUCCCGGAUGUGGUGAAGAAAUUGCAAGAUAGAGUGCAAUAUUACAUGAAGGCGCUGGUGCCUCCUUUAAAGAAACCCCCGGAUCCCAAGGCGAUGGAAGUUGCACAAGAAAAAGGAUACUGGGGCCCUUGGAGAAACGAAAGCACUGUGAUGUGGCGAAAGUCGUGAUUAUUCUGUUCACAUUUCUCAGACAUUACUGCAAGAAAGCUCCUGAAGAUUUAGAGGAAGUGGUAUGUGAUAUCGAGUUCCAUAGCAAACUGCACCAGUCCUCUAAACUCACAAGGAAAAACGUUGGGUUUAGAAAUUUCGCUUUUACAGACUACUCUGUAAAUGAGGCAGGUCCGUUAUGCAAAGUUCCAUCACUGUGUCAUUUCGUUUUGUGAGAUUUUGUAGUUAGCCAUUAAAACACAAAUAAUGAGCUGAACAAUACGCUUGUUAAUUCUUUUGUCUUGGAUACUUACUCACCUGUGAACACGUAUAAUAUUUUAAAAGUAUUUUACGGUCGAAAUGAAUAAUCUUAUUAUAAAGAAGGAGGCGCAGUACAUUCUGGCUGUUGCUGCCGGCUCCUCCACUCUUGCACAAAAUACAUACUAUCCCAUGGACAUGGCCUUUUUCUCCCCCUCAGGUACCUCUUACUGCACUGCGGCAAGCCUCCCUUCCUAAGGGGAAGGGUAGGACGUCACUUUGUACGUCCGGUUUAUAACAAAGCAAGGCAAGACUACCAGCAGUCGGCUUUUGAUCCUGACUAGAAAAGUUAGCAUUAUGCAAAUU
This is a messenger RNA of Orbicella faveolata, 2334 nucleotides long. Its product is annotated as arylsulfatase J-like. The record is from RefSeq and is a predicted model, not a curated record. NCBI's taxonomy places the organism in Eukaryota, Metazoa, Cnidaria, Anthozoa, Scleractinia, Merulinidae. Gene Ontology annotation, molecular function: sulfuric ester hydrolase activity.